CCGACCCACGACCACUCUCUGCCCCAUCCCCAGCCGUAUAUAAGAGUACCCCCCAGAAAAAGCCCCCGGUUCUCAGCCCCCGGAUUCUAUUCCUCUCUUUGGAAUUUCUCGACCACUUUAAUUUCUAGGCCCCUAUCCCAACUCAAACCACCAUCUACUUCCGAGUAGAAGCAGACUGCAGGAUGAGCAAGAAUGCUUCCGAAGCACUGCAAGCAGGGGACGACGGAGAUGGAUUAAUAAAGGGCAUGGAUGUCAUCAUGGAAGAAUCUGCCUUUCCUGCAACAGCAUUUGAUGAUGAUGAAGAUCAUAUGAAGCAAGAUGAGCAAGUGAUGAGCGUUAAUGGUGGUUGCGGUGAGAGGGAGAUCUGGUUUGGAAGAGAUCAUCGUGGUCAUGAUCAAGACAAUAGUCUACUUGAUGAUGACGAUAAUGAUGCUGAUGUCAAUAAUGAUCCUUGCUCCCUCUUCUACACUGACUUCCCUCAUCCCGACUUCCCAUGCAUGUCUUCCUCUUCAUCAUCUUCCUCCACUCCCCUCCCUGCCAGGGCCGUUGCUUCCACAUCCUCCUCCUCUUCCUCCUCGUCCUCCUCCGCGGCUACUUCUUGGGCAGUUUUCAAGUCAGAGGGAGAUUCUUUCCACCCUAAUUCAGAGGCAGAAAUGCAGCGCUACCACCCCCUGGAGAGGCAGUGUGAUGAGGUGGUGAAUGCUGCUGCUCCGGCGGCGGCCUUGUCAUCCACCGCCUCCAUGGAGAUUCUUCCACUACCUGAUGACUACUGUAGCAACAGGGAUAUGAAUUGCAUGAAUGCGAUGGAGAAUUUCGGGUACAUGGAUCUGCUGGAUAACAGCGAUAUCUGGGACCCCUGCUCAAUUUUUGAGAGCGAAAACGUUAACCCCCCACAACAAGAUCACGAUCACCAGUUUCAAGAACGGAAACCUGCAUCAUCAGCAUGUGCGACCCCCAACCACCAGGAAGACCAAAUACAAGCUCCCUCUCAGCAUCAUCAGCCUCUGGAGGAAGACGGAAAUGAUAAUGGAAAUGAUGGCGGGCUAUACUUUCUACAAGGAAACAGCGAGCUUGGUGUUAUAUUCCUGGAAUGGCUCAAGCAAAACAAAGAUCACAUUUCGGCUGAAGAUAUGAGGAGUAUCAAGCUCAAGCGCUCUACCAUUGACUGCGCCUCCAAACGUCUGGGCAGCACCAAAGAGGGCAAGAAGCAAUUGUUGAAGCUCAUUCUGGAGUGGGUGGAACAAUACCAACUUCACAAAAGAAGAGCCACAGAAAUGGGUUCAAGAGCUGCAGCUGACUUUGACCCAAUCUCCUAUCACUAUCAUGAACGGCACCGGCUGCUGCAGCUGCUCACGAAAAUCGUUGUUCCCUGUAGUCAUCAAGAUCCAUCAACUGCUUGCCUUUCUCCCUCUCCAUCACCUUGGGUUCCACCUGCACCUCCAUGCGAGUCUUGUCCUAACUCCCUCGCGGCGCCAUUCCCGCCCACCAUGGGAGGAUAUGCGCGUGAUCCUUAUUCUAGUGCUGCAGCGGCAACUGUUGCUGUUCCUGUUCCCGUGUCGAACCAAACUAUGAAUAAUGCAAAUCUAUAUCUCGUUCCAGCAGAAUAUCAUCAACCCACGGACUCUCCUCAAUCGUGGAGUGGACCAUAUUCGAUGCCGCAGGCUCAGUACAACCCGUUCCCGGAUAAUACUAAACUUCCCGUGUCCGGCUCCCAAGCUCAAGCUCUGUAUGCAAAUCCAUAUCCGUAUCAGGUUUUUGAUGGGGGCAGUGGCGAAAGAUUGGUGAGAUAUGGUUCUUCAGCCACCAAGGAGGCCCGCAAGAAAAGGAUGGCACGCCAACGACGGAUUUCUCUGCACCAAUAUCGGCAUCCAUCAUCAUAUCAUCAUCAUACUCACCAAAAUCAGCCUCAGAGUCUAGUGAAUGAACAACAUGCAACGAGGAUCCCUGCUGUUGGAGAUGAUUGCACCUCCAACUCUCGAGCUAAUCCAGGGAAUUGGAUUUACUGGUCCCCUGCAGUUCCUCCGCCUGCUCCUGCUCCGAUGGCUUCGACUAUGCCGCCUUUGGUUUCAUCUGAUAAACCAUCACAUAGGCAAGCACCAACUCAACCUGUGGAUCGGGCGUACCUGCAACCGCAGCAGAAUCAUCAGCGUCAGGUUCCAUCAUCUGAUAGAAAGCAGAGUUGGAAAACGGAGAAGAACUUGAAGUUUUUGCUGCAGAAAGUGUUGAAACAAAGCGAUGUGGGUAAUUUGGGAAGAAUUGUGUUGCCCAAAAAAGAGGCAGAAACGCAUCUUCCUGAACUUGAAUCAAGGGAUGGAAUCCCCAUAGCCCUGGAAGACAUUGGCACUUCUAAUGUCUGGAACAUGCGGUAUAGGUUUUGGCCAAAUAACAAGAGCAGAAUGUACCUUCUUGAAAACACCGGGGACUUUGUGCGCGUAAAUGGACUUCAAGAGGGCGACUUUAUCGUCAUAUACUCGGACACGAAAUGUGGCAAAUACCUGAUAGAGAGGAGUGAAAGUUCGGCAGCCAGGGUCAAAAUCAGAGGCAAAGAAGCCGGCAAGGAGAAACCAGCGUAAUGUGCCCAAGCGGCCAAUAACUUUGCAUUUGCAUCUUUCAAACAAACGGUGAAACGAACAACAAAUUAGAGGAGGAACAGCAACCAGCAAUAUGAAUGAAAGAAGAGAUGUGGCAUUUUCUUUUGACAAAUGGUUUUUGUGGCAUUGCAACGGAAUAAGAGUCUCAGCAAGGUCCAAAGGAUAUUUAACCAUUUCGAGACCAAAAUGAAGAUCCAGUAUAUGCUUUAAUUUGCUUCAUCUCAGUACGUAUAUGUUUCAAUUUGCUUCAUCUAGCAAUCUCCUAACCUGUUAAAAUGUUAAUCCCAGUUCAUUUUUUUUGGUUGGCCCGCAACGGGUGCAAGAAAAUUUGCUUCUUGUGGGUGUGUAUCUUGCUGCUGGUUUAACUGGUUUCUUCGACCAUGUAAUUUCUUAAAGCUCUGUAUGUUUACUAGUAUAAACUAGAACCUAGUGACCUGUACUCAGUCAGUGACUUGUGUACUUUUGAACUCCAUCAUGUAAAGUAAAAACGUCUUGUGUUGUUGA
Messenger RNA from Coffea arabica (coffee), 3095 nucleotides. NCBI's taxonomy places the organism in Eukaryota, Viridiplantae, Streptophyta, Magnoliopsida, Gentianales, Rubiaceae. The record is from RefSeq and is a predicted model, not a curated record.